CAUGGCAAAAUAUCAUGGACAAAACGAUUCGUGAUACUCAGAGCGAUUGGACAAAUGGUUUAGAAAAAUAUCCAAUAAAUUGCAGAAAGAGUGGAAAGUUUAUAACACGAGACAUAAAGUUUCAGUAUGUAAAGCACAACCUUCCAGGUCCAGGCACACAGAAGGAGAAAUUUAACUCCCUUUUUGAAGGUUGCCCUUGCAAGGAAUGUUUGAAUGAUUGCCCCUGUAUCCAACGUUUUGGUAGAAAUUAUUCAGAAGAUGGAAAACUCUAUAGUAAAUAUCUUCAUGGAAAAGAACAGAAGUUGAUUGUCGAGUGCAACAGCAAUUGCAGUUGUUCAAAAAACUGUGUGAAUAAAAAGGUUCAACAUGGAGUACAGAUAAAGCUUGAGCUUUUCUGCUCUGCAGACAAAGGUGUAGGUGUCAAAACUCUUGAGGAUCUAAGUCCUGGGAUGUUUGUAUGUGAAUAUGCAGGGGAAGUUUUGACUUAUGAGGAAGCCAAGAAUCGCAGCUUAGCUCAGCAGAAAGAAGACAUGAAUUACAUUAUAACUGUCAAUGAACACUGCAAAAGUGGGGUGAUAAAAACUCAUGUGGACCCUAGAUACUUUGGUAAUGUUGGCAGAUUUCUGAAUCACAGUUGUGAUCCUAAUUUGACAAUGAUUCCCAUUAGAGUUAAUAAUGAAGUCCCCCUGUUAUGUUUGUUUGCCAACAGAAAGAUAAACACUGGAGAAGAGCUGACAUUUCACUAUGGACAUUCAAGUGAAAUAAAUACGAAAAAUGAUUCACUAUUAGAAGAAGAAGACACAAAUUUAAUACCUUGUUUAUGUAAUGCACAAGGAUGUUCUGGUUAUCUGCCCUUUGAUAGGAGUCUAUUCAAUGACCAAUAAUUUAAAAGGAAAAA
Molecule: messenger RNA, 898 nt
Organism: Saccostrea echinata
Lineage: Eukaryota; Metazoa; Mollusca; Bivalvia; Ostreida; Ostreidae
Product: probable histone-lysine N-methyltransferase set-23
Exons: 2
Coding region: 15-884 (289 amino acids)
Cellular component (GO): nucleus
Molecular function (GO): protein binding; zinc ion binding; histone H3K9 methyltransferase activity
Source: RefSeq, a predicted model, not a curated record